Messenger RNA from Ficedula albicollis (Collared flycatcher), 1825 nucleotides. It is a transcript of the gene FGFR1OP2, whose product is annotated as FGFR1 oncogene partner 2. The coding region runs from base 81 to 734 and encodes 217 amino acids. The record is from RefSeq and is a predicted model, not a curated record. NCBI's taxonomy places the organism in Eukaryota, Metazoa, Chordata, Aves, Passeriformes, Muscicapidae. The transcript has 6 exons. Gene Ontology annotation, biological process: response to wounding.
GCCGCCCGCCCCUCACGCCGCCAUUUGACAUCGGUCGGGGCCGGUCCGGGUUCACCCCCGGCGCGGCCGGAGCCCCGGGCAUGAAAAUGAGCUGCACGAUUGAGAAGGCGCUGGCGGACGCCAAGGCGCUGGUGGAGCGGCUGCGGGAGCACGACAGCGCGGCCGAGGCGCUCAUCGAACAGACCACGGCGCUCAACAAGAGAGUGGAGGCCAUGAAACAGUACCAGGAAGAAAUCCAAGAGCUCAAUGAAGUAGCAAGACAUCGCCCUCGGUCUACUCUAGUGAUGGGUAUCCAGCAGGAAAACAGACAGAUUAGGGAAUUGCAACAGGAAAACAAAGAACUGCGCACAUCUCUCGAAGAGCACCAGUCUGCUCUGGAACUCAUCAUGAGCAAGUACAGAGAACAGAUGUUUAGGUUGCUUAUGGCGAGCAAAAAGGAUGAUCCAAGUAUAAUAACGAAGUUAAAAGAGCAACAUUCCAAGGAGCUGCAAGUGCAUGUGGACCAAAUUACAGAGAUGGCAGCAGUAAUGAGAAAAGCCAUUGAGGUGGAUGAAAGGCACGGCUGCAAAGAGCAGGAGCGCAUCAGCCAGCUCGAGCAAGAAAACAAAGGCUUGAGAGAAAUUCUUCAAAUCACUAGAGAAUCGUUUCUGAACCUCAAGAAAGAGGAUGCAUCAGAGAGCACGUCCCUGUCAGGAUUAGUGACAAGCAGUGAUCUGAGCCUGAGGAAAAGCUAAGGACUCUGGGAAUCAGGAAGCUUCAGUUGCACACUUAAACCAAUGGAGCAUCAGGGGGCACUGGUCAAGCACUUGUUACUGAAUAGGGCACCAGCAAGAGAAUGCAUCCAGCUCAGUGGCUUUUAGACUGUGUAACGAAAAUUCAGCUGGUAUUCUGGAAUACCCUCAGUGACAGAUUGAUUGCCAUAGAUCUAACCUCAGUAGGAAAUGGAUUAAUGCACUUGCUGAAUUGCAAAUUCUUUUUAUAUGAACUCGUUUUACAGAUGAAAGGUGAGAUUUCAAGUAAUUUAUAUAAAUUAUUGCUCAUACAAAGUUCAGUGCAACUCUUAGAUAAUAAAGGUAAGAUUUCAAGUCUGAUCUCUGCCUUAGAAAGUAGUUACUUAUCAAUAUGCUUUUGUGCAUGAUCCACAUAGCAUUUUUUCCUUUUGUUUUGGUUUUAAUACUCAUUUUGCAAAAAACCUCUUUAAUGGGAGGGGCACACAGGCAGCAUAAAAUUUAGAGAUUUCUGUCAUUUAGCCUUGGGUUAUCACUUUCAAAUACAAGGCCAAUUUUUAAACAUAAGGAAUGGUGUCAAUCAAUAGUUUGGAGUUUUUAAAUGAAAUGAGAUUCUUUCAAAUAUGUGCACUGAAUUGUAUUGUGAGGACAUGGAAAGAGCUGUUCCCACUUUGUUGUUCUCAGGAGCACAGGUAGCAAUACAAUUCUGCCUCAGCUUCUGCCUUUAGGAGAGGAAAUCUAGCUCAGUUCUCUUUCAGUAAGAAGCCACUGAGUCCCAUGUCUUUCUUCUCCAGUUGCCUGCCCAAACUUCCUAAGUGAGGAAUGGCAACUGGAAAGCAUAAAAGUGGCAGUGGCAGCAGAAAGGGAGGGUGGAAGAAGGAGGAAGCAGCUUCAUGGCAGAGUGGGCAGCCUGCAAUUAAUACUCUUAAUUUUCCUUUCUCCAGUACUAACUAGUCAUCAAGAAGGUUUUAAAGUGAGUUAAGCAGGAUAAAAGCUGUCAGCUACUGAAAACUGUGGAACUACAGCUGCCACCCACAGUUUCACAUUCUGGCUGUUCAAUAACCCACCAAGCAACAUGAGCUGAGAUAUCCUGAAAU